AUGGAAUCUAAAGAACAUAAAAAAGAACCUAAUAAGGAAGUUCCAAAGUAUAGGGUUAAAGGGCGUUUUAAUAAUAGGAAUGAUAAAAAUACUGAAAUUCAUCCGCAAGAUAAACUGGAACGAACAAUAUUAGAACACGAUCUAAGAGGAAGACACAAAUAUACUGAACACAAUAAUAAACAUGCAUUGGUAGAUGAAGAGAAAUUAAAGCUCAGGAAAAGUAGAUUCAGUAAUGAUAAUAAAAAUUACAAAUCAACAAAGGUUCAGUAUGGGUAUGUGAGUAGAGGUGAAGACAAUAGAUUACAGAAGAGUCAUAGCGAGAGGUUACACUUCUUCAACCAUAUUGUUAAUUCUUUCAUACGUUAUAGUAAUGCUAAUACAGCAUCAGAUUUGAGCAGAGAUUUUGAUCGGUUUAUCAGCAAGAGUGAUAUCCCCCCAGAUGAUAGUGCUGGAAUACUGGAAGAGCCUACAAUCGAUUCAAUAUUGAAUAAUUUAAGAAAGCUAAGAGAGGCUUUGUUACAUGAAAGAGCAAAUGCAUUUACCAAGAAGGUAUUUUUGUUUUCAAUUAGAGUAUCUGUUAACAUGGGCCAUUACCAGACAUAUAUUCCCAGCAUAACCUAUUUACUUCAUUCGAAUAAUUCUCUGCUACUUGAAGACGUAGAGAAGCAAGAGAUAGCAACAAUAUUAGUGCUACACACUGCACAUUUUAAUGAAGAGAAUUCUAAAGCCUUACAACUUUAUUUUAAAUACAUCAACCCAUCUGAAAUUAAAACCAUGAAGAUAUUGAAAAGCUGGAUCAACAGUGACUAUUACAAUUGGAUACAGUAUUAUAAUUCAGAAACAGAUAAUGGAAAAGCCUUCGUCAUGAAAUUUGGUUUACCUCGUAUGGCCCAUCAUAUGAUAAAUGCCAUCAAUAAGUCAUAUUUCAGUUUCAAAUUAAAGGAUUUUCAAGAUAUUUAUUUGCCUAAUGGUUUGUCUUACGCCCAGUUAAGUGAUAAGUAUAAAACCAAUUGGAAACUAGAUAAUGAUACAAUAAUAGUUAGAGAACGUCAUAUUCGGUAA
Debaryomyces fabryi is the source of this 1062-nucleotide messenger RNA. RefSeq lists its product as uncharacterized. Lineage: Eukaryota; Fungi; Ascomycota; Pichiomycetes; Serinales; Debaryomycetaceae. The transcript has a single exon. Bases 1 to 1062 code for a protein of 353 amino acids. The record is from RefSeq and is a predicted model, not a curated record.